GUUAAUGUUGACUUAACGCUUUUAGAUGUGAGAAGUUGAUAAUGCUGUUAAGAAGAAUACAUCAGCUUAUAACUCUUUUCAUUGAUUAUUCUAAUUUAAAGUCAAAUGUUAUAUUUUAAACAAGCUAGUUCUGUGUAAAAUAUGUAAUGAAUUAUAUGUUGAAGUAAAGGUUAUGUAGAUAUGAUAACGUGUUACUGAGAUUAUGAAUGGCGGUAAGAUGAUACAGAGAAUGUUAGUGGAAAGGAGAAACUUACAUGAUAUGGUUACUACUGACGGUGGUUGGGGUGGCGGAGGUAUCUGCACUUGCGGGUUACAGGCUUCCUGGAAAUGUCAAACCUACGCACUACAUUCUGGAAGUUCUUACCGAACUGGAGGAUCCUAACUUCAAGUUUUCUGGAGAAGUCUGGAUAAAGGUGGAAUGCAUCGAACCCACGAACACCAUCAUCCUCCAUUCGAAACAACUCAACAUAACCGAAGAGGAAACGACGGUGAAGGAGAUCGUGAGCAAGGAUGAACUGGUUCCAUUGAGCAUCACUUCCCAGAAGCUGGUGAAAGAGAACGACUUCCUCAUCAUCAAGCUUGGCCAGAACCUGAAGCAGGGUACGAUGUACAUCCUCCACAUCGCCUUCGCCGGAUCCCUUCAAGAAGACCUGGCCGGCUACUACAGGAGCAGUUACAUUGACCAGCAAUCAAACUCUACGAAAUGGCUUGCCGUAACCCAGUUCGAAGCGACUGACGCCAGGAAGGCUUUCCCCUGCUUCGACGAACCGGAGAUGAAGGCGAAGUUCACUGUAAGGCUGGCGCACAAGAACAGUUUCAAAGCAGUCAGCAACAUGCCACUUUCCAAAACAGUUCCAUACGAGAAAAAGGAAGACUACGCUUGGAGCCAUUUCGAAGACAGCGUCCCGAUGUCCACUUACCUCGUCGCCUACUUGGUCAGCGAGUUCGAGUUCAAGGAAGCGCCAGCUAGGCACAACAAUGUUACCUUCAGGAUCUGGAGCAGGAAGGAUGCUCUUUCACAGACUGAGUUAGCCCAAGACGUCGGACCGAAAGUCCUGGAAUAUUACGAGACGUACUUCGAUGAGAAGUACCCCCUUCCUAAACAGGACAUGGCGGCCAUACCGGACUUCAGCGCGGGAGCUAUGGAAAACUGGGGUCUCAUCACAUACAGGGAGACUGCAUUGCUAUACGAUGACAAAGUUUCUUCUAAAGUAAGCCAGGAUAGAAUAGCAUACGUCAUAGCUCAUGAGCUGGCCCAUCAAUGGUUUGGAAAUUUGGUCACUAUGAAAUGGUGGACAGAUCUGUGGCUCAACGAAGGCUUUGCCACAUAUGUAGGCACAUUAGGAGUUGAGGAGUUGUAUCCAGAAUGGGGAUAUUUGAAAGAAUCUAUGUUAGAUUAUGCCCGUUUUGUUUUUGAUCUUGAUUCUUUGGUUUCUUCACAUCCUGUUUCAAAGGAAAUUGGACACCCUGAUGAAAUCAGUCAAAUAUUCGACACAAUUUCUUACAAAAAAGGAUGUGUAAUCUUGCGAAUGAUGCACCUAUUCCUUGGUGACUCAUUUAAACUGGGAGUCACCAAGUAUCUUAGAAAGCAUAAGUAUGGAAACGCUGAACAGGAUGACCUUUGGGCAGCACUGACCGAGCAAGCUCAUGCCGACGGCAACCUUGACCAGAGCUUGACAGUGAAGGAAGUGAUGGACACCUGGACAGUACAAACUGGAUAUCCGCUAGUCACCGUUGUAAGGGACUAUGAAAAGGGAACCGCAAAACUCACUCAGAAAAGAUAUUUGCAAGUGAAACCAGAAGGUGCCGUCAACGACACCUGUUGGUGGAUACCAAUCACCUACACCACUCAGGAUAAGCCCGACUUCAAGGACACUUUACCCAAGUUGUGGAUGAACUGUGCCAACAGAGACACUGUUGAGCUGACCAAGUUGGACCCAAGCUCCUGGUUGUUGCUCAACAUUGAUGUUGGAGGACUUUACAGAGUGCAUUAUGAUGAACAGAAUUGGAAACUUAUCAGCGAUACGCUUAAUUCAGACAAGUAUACUGAUAUAUCUACAACUAACAGAGCUGAUCUCCUGAUGACCAUUAUGGACUUGGCGUGGACUGGUGACAUUGCCUAUGAACAAGCACUCUCUCUUGUCAGUUACUUGGCUAGGGAAAAGGAUUGGUUGCCAUGGAAGAUAGGACUCAACAAGCUGGGCGCUCUAAAUAAAAUACUUAGUCGCACUCCAAGUUAUUCAUACUUUAAGGAUUUUAUGACGAAAUUGAUUACACCAAUCUAUCAGGAAUAUAACAAGCUGGCCAUAAUUCCAGAACAGCAUGAUAAGAUGAAACUUCACAUCUCAAUAUCAAAAUGGGCAGUCGAUUUAGAAAUAGGAGACUCAUUGAAACAGAUCCAGGAGCUGUUUGUGAAAUGGAUGGAAACAGAAGAUCCUGACAAAAAUAACCCAAUUCCAAAAGAUCUGAGGACUAAUGUGUACUGCAAUUCAGUCUGGUAUGGUGGUCCACACAUUUGGGACUUCUUAUUUAAGCGUUACCAGAAUUCAAACGUAGGAACAGAAAAGAGUACUAUAAUGUAUGCUCUAGCAUGCAGCAGAGAUAUCUGGAUUUUAAAUAGGUAUUUGGAAUGGUCAAUAGAUGAAGAUUCUGAUGUGAGAAAGCAAGAUAGUGCUUCUGUAUUUUCAUCCAUUGCCAGGCACAGUAUUGGCUACUACGUUGCCUGUGACUUCCUGCAGAGGAGGAUAAAAGAUAUAUACCUUUAUCACUCAAGUAAAGGCCACCGCCUCGGCUCUUAUAUAGAAACUUGUGCCGAUAGUAUCAUUUAUGAAGAUGAAUUGAAGAAGUGGAAGGAUUUCAUUGCUGCAAACAAAGAGUACCUGAAGGAAGCUCAACUUGCUACAAACCAAAGCAUUGAAGCAGCCCUCGCCAAUACCAAAUGGUACGCCAACCACUACAAGACCAUCACCAAGCUCAUGAAGUCCUGACAACUUAAAGUGAGCUGCGGACAAAGGCUACCCAAAAGUGGGUCAUACCAACUCGUCAAUGAACCCGUGGUCGUUGCUGUUAUUGGGACUUGCUUUUUUAUUUAUAAUAACUAAAACUUUUAUUCAUUAAACAAAUACAAUUAAAAAUUAGCUAAUAUUUAUUAAUAGAUAUGUUUUAUAGUAUAAUUUUGCCAUUGUUGUUCAGAAAACUAAUUCAUGAAAAAAGAAGAGAAAAGAAAUGUGAUGUACAAAUUCUUUAAAAAUAUCAUCAAGUAUUUUCCUAGUUUUGUAAUCAUAAUUUAUAUACAUAUAUAUGUAAUAUAUAAUCCUCUAAGUACAAAUAAGAUUCAUUAAGGUAUAAAAUGAAAUAUGUAUGAACAUAACAUGAGCCUAGCUCCCUCAACAAUCAAUAUGCAUUUAAUUAAAUUUAUGAAUUUGUAAAGAUAUCCGACAACUUGUUCUGUAAAAAUAAAUUUGGUAUGUUUUAAACUA
Messenger RNA from Nezara viridula (southern green stink bug), 3479 nucleotides. The record is from the annotation of a GenBank genome assembly. Lineage: Eukaryota; Metazoa; Arthropoda; Insecta; Hemiptera; Pentatomidae.